UAAGUAAACCCCCUAAUGUCUGACGAAGAGCAACCAGCGAAAAAAUCUAAAAUGACAACGAAAUCAUCAGCGAUAGCCCCUCAACAAGAAGAGGCAACUGCAUCGCCGGCAAUUAAAACAUGUGCCCACUUUGUCAAGCGCAAAAAACGCUUUUGCAAGAUGUCCGUGGCCAAGGGUAAAGAGUAUUGUGGCGAACAUGAACCCGCUGUAACAGCUGAUGCGAAUGAGGAAUCUGCUGUGUUUAGUGAUCGUAUUCCUUGUCCUUUGGAUGGCAAGCAUACAAUUUAUAAAAAGAAUUUAAGAAAACAUUUGAAAAUUUGUAAUGCUCGUCACACAAAUGACCAGCCUCAGUAUAUACAAAAGAACAUUAAUGCCGGCAGUGAUAACGAGGAGCGAAUACAAGAAGAUUUAAAAAAUAUUAAACUCAACGAAUUGGAAGAUGAGGAAUUUUUUGGAGUUAUUGACAAAGUUAAGAAAUUAUACCAGAAAUAUGUUGAAAAUAAGAUAGCGAAAUUAGAAUGUCAUCAUAAAUGCAUGGAUGAAGAGUUGGCCAAGGAGGAGUAUGGCAAAGAAUCGCUCAAACAUUUAGUGCAAGCAGCCGCUUUAUUGGGUAUUCUGGAAAAAGAACAGAAAAUAGAAAACUCCACCAGUUUUGUUGAGUAUGGAGCCGGUAAAGGCCAACUAGCUUUUUAUUUGGCUAAAUUAUUGGAAUCCAAGCAAAAUUCUCAAGUGGUCUUGGUUGAUCGCAUGUCUUUGCGCCACAAAAAAGACAAUAAAAUAGAAGACCGCUCCUUAGUGCAACGUAUAAGAGCGGAUAUAGCCGAUUUUUGUAUAGACAAAUUAAACACUCUAAAAAAUUACCAACAUUGUGUGGCUGUCUCCAAACAUUUAUGCGGAGGAGCUACAGAUUUAACAUUGCGAUGUAUUACCCAGGCCAAAGAGAAAUUUACGGACUUUAUAAUGAUUGCCUUGUGCUGCCAUCAUCGCUGUGACUGGCGCUCAUUUGUGGGCAAGGAAUUCUUUAAGGAACAUCAAAUUUCUCAGCGUGAAUUUGUUAUUAUUACUAAAAUGGUUAGUUGGGCCAUUUGUGGUACAGGCAUGAGCCGAGAAAGACGUAAGGCCUUAGAGAAUCAGGAACUUACACCACAAGAGAUUGCGGAAAUCAAUGCAAAUCAACGUGUAUCCUUGGCCGAGCGUGAAACUAUAGGUUUUAUGUGUAAACGACUAUUGGACUAUGCUCGUUUGGGUUAUUUAAGACAACAUGAUUAUGAGGCUGAUUUGCAUUAUUAUGUGACCAGAGAGGUUACAUUGGAAAAUGUAGUAUUACUGGCGAGAAGAAAAGUAAAGUCGUGAAAGUAUGGAAACUUUUUUGCAUUUUCUAAGCUUGUUUCUUUUUGUUAAGAACAUUUUUUUUAAAGAGAAUUGUAAAUAAAAUUUAAGAUUUUUAAAUUAUUUUGAAAA
Molecule: messenger RNA, 1461 nt
Organism: Calliphora vicina (urban bluebottle blowfly)
Lineage: Eukaryota; Metazoa; Arthropoda; Insecta; Diptera; Calliphoridae
Product: tRNA:m(4)X modification enzyme TRM13 homolog
Exons: 1
Coding region: 16-1353 (445 amino acids)
Biological process (GO): tRNA methylation
Source: RefSeq, a predicted model, not a curated record